Cydia strobilella is the source of this 4620-nucleotide messenger RNA. RefSeq names its product traB domain-containing protein-like. NCBI's taxonomy places the organism in Eukaryota, Metazoa, Arthropoda, Insecta, Lepidoptera, Tortricidae. The record is from RefSeq and is a predicted model, not a curated record. Bases 184 to 1377 code for a protein of 397 amino acids. The transcript is spliced from 11 exons.
UCGAAAAAUAUUCGAGUGACGUUGCGUUGCGUUGAUCGUUUCGAUUUCGUGUUCAUGUCGAUAUUUUCAUUUUAAAAAGAGUUGGAAUUCUUUUUUUCCCUAAAUAUUAUUUGCAUCUUGUUACAUAUCUAACCCGCUUAUGUGCAUUAAAGCCUGCGCAAAGAGUGCCUACUCUAAUAUAAAAUGGAUGCUGCGGACUCCCUGCUAAGUGACACUGUGGCUGGAAAGCAGCGUCGGGAAGACGAGGAAUUGUUAUUAAAGCCUAACCCUAAACCCAAUGUCAAGUGUGACUUGGUCAAUGAAUGCAAAGUGUUCAUAAGGGCUGAAGACGGAGGAGGUGAUACACAUCUCAAUAUAACAGGGAACAUGGGCCCAGGGACUAGUGAGAAACCUAAGUUUGUGACCUCUACACCAGAUCAGAAAAGAGAGAGCCCUUCAGAUAAUCAGAUUGCUGAUUCUAACCCAGAAUGUGAUAUUGAAGGAGUCCCUGACUUGCCCAUGGACGAUGGAAUGCCCAGCACUGUCACUGUGUUGGAUGCCCCUGACGGUGGAAAGGUUUAUUUGGUGGGCACUGCCCAUUUUAGCUUGCAAUCUCAAGAAGAUGUGUCCAGGGUAAUACAAGAAGUGAACCCGCAUAUUGUAAUGGUAGAGUUGUGUGAACAGAGAACCAACAUACUAUUACUAGAUGAAGAAAUAAUUUUAAGAGAAGCUAAAAAUAUUAACAUUAAGAAGAUAAGGGCAACAAUGGCCCAGAACGGAGUGUUCAACGGUCUCAUGUACAUCCUGCUCCUGAACAUGUCCGCGCAUAUCACACGCGAGCUGGGCAUGGCGCCCGGCGGCGAGUUCCGACGUGCCAUGGCCGAGGCCAAGAAAAUACCGAACUGCAUGGUACAGCUAGGCGACCGCGCGAUAGACAUCACUCUGCACAGAGCCAUCGCGUCCUUGACCUGGGGGCAGACCAUACGCUUCGUAUGGCACUUGCUCACCUCCAACCAGUCUAUUAGUGUGGAGGAGGUGGAGAAGUGUAAACAAAAGAAGAUGCUCGAAGACAUGCUAGAAGAGAUGGCAGAAGAAUUCCCAGCGUUGAAGCGCGUUUUCGUGCUCGAGCGCGACAUGUACCUCUGCCACUCUCUGCAGGUUGCGGCGCUGCAGCCCCGACGAGAGCCGUGCCGCAUAGUGGGCGUGGUGGGCAUCGGUCACGUGGCCGGCAUCGUGCAACACUGGGGCACAGUGCGCUCGCAAGACAUCCCGCCUCUGCUCAAGAUCCCGCCAGAAUCACUGUCAACUCGCAUCAUCCGCGUGUCCGUGCGCGUGGCGUGCGUGGGCGCGCUGGUGUACGCCGGCUACCGGCUGUGGCCGCGCCGCUGGCUGCCGUGAUGUACCGGAAUACCUAAUUGGACCAUCGGAAACACACAUAUAAUAAAUUUAGGAAGACUAAACUGUAAAUAUUAUUGGAUGAAAACUCGCUCAUCAAUUAUCUGAUUUAUUAUUUUAUUAAUAAAUAGGUUAGGUGCGAACAUGAGUCUCUGAUUAGAAAGUUUAAUUGCUAAAAUUAUUGUGGUGUAUGUUUAUUGAGAUAUUAAUUUGCACUCUUUCCUAUAUCGAGAGAAAUGUGAAAUGGAUCUACAUCUACAUAUGGUACUCGUUCCUUAUAAACCCGUUUUAAGAUCUUACGGGCUGUACCAAAUUUGCAUUCAUUCAAAUUCUAAAUAAUGGUACUAAUAAAUUUAUGGCGUAAGUUGUAAGAAAGAAAAAAAACCUUGGCAACAAGGACAUUAUUUACCCAAUUUUCACGCGCUUGUAAAAUUGGCAGCCCUUCCAUAACUUUAAUUCAACGAACUUAAGCCACAUUAGUACCUAAUUGGUGGAUCAUGGACGCGAGGUUGCGUCCCGCUCUUGCGCCUCUGCGCUAAUCAGGAAGAAAUACUGCGUACCGUAUCUAUAUGUCAGCGGCCGAUCUUAAUAUCCGCCAGAUCAUGAAAUCCCUACAUCCCUAGGCAUAUCUUGAAACGUGAAAAUCAUUGUCUCGUUCCCUGAGUCGCGGAGCUCCUAUUUCUGGACAGUUUGCCGUUCGGGCAUCUGAAGCAAUCUAACGAAAAUAUCUUGCCUAUCUAUUUGUUUAAUGUGACCACCGUCAAAACAUUACACAGGAGCUUUACGAUCGGGCGCCGACAGAUAUAAUACUGACAAGUCAGGAAAGGGCUUUAGCUUUAGCAUAUUUUGUUUUUCGGCUCCUUUUGGCCAAACAUUUUGUUGUUCGGCUCCUUUUGGCCAAACUGUGAGCUUUGUUAGUUGAUAUCAAACGGAAAAUAUUGUAAAUAUUCGAUUCAUAAUUAUUGGAAUUUGAUGUAAAAUAUCGAAAUGUACAUGUCAUGUUUUGGUUUUGUAUACCUAUGUUGUUGUAAAUUAAUUAUAAUGAAAAUGCUUUUAGUUUGUUUUGUUUCGUUGUUUUAAGUCUUCUUUGUUGAAAAUGCAGUCCGUGUUGUUUUGUUUUAAAUCAUUAAUUAGAACCGACCUUUUUACGCAAUAAUAAUUUUCUUUGAUGACAUUCUAUUUAUUUACUAAGAGAAAAACAUUUAUUACCUAUGCGAACGCACUUAUAGAAACUAUUAACCUAAAAAUAUGGGUCUAGAAUAAAUUAGUUGGCCUGCCUGGCCGCAUUGUCACUCUGACGAAGUACUAACUAGCCCUCUGGUAUUUUGCAUUUAAUUAUCAUAGUUAUGAAACUUACAUCUUUUCGUUACCUACAUUAAUUUUGUGGAUAUGUUUUUAGUAGAUUUGUUUAAUCGAUUAAUUAUUUGCACUUGGGUUGGACAUUUAAAUAAUUUUUUAUUGACAUGAGAUUUAGGGUUUGUUCAGUUUGGUGCACCAAUCUGCCUGUAUCAUCGUAAUGCGUUAAAAUAUGUUAGGUAGUUAUAUAUCUGAUGAUAGCUGCAGUCGCCAUAAUUAAUCUCGAUCAUUCAGUUGUCGUUGAUUGUGCGUGGUGCAACCCACCCUUAAUAUAUUAAUAUAUUAUACCUAUUUUAAUCGUUAGACGAGUCGUUUAAAUUCUUUCCGUUCUUUGAAUUAAUUUAAUAAGGACUGUGAUAAUGUAAGUAAUUAAUUAUCUCCAUCCAUUUAUAAAAUAAGGAAAUCAUAUUCGUGGUAGAAUAACACGUGUUCUUGUCAUUUGAUAAUCUUGUCAAGCUUGUUGCGGUUGCGUUCAAAAUAUAAACAAGGAUUAAUCAGCACUGACUGUUUAGCCUGGCCAUUACGGAAAAAAACAGCAAAAAAAUCACGUUUGUUGUAUGGGAGCCCCAUUUAAAUAUUUAUAUUAUUCUGUUUUUAGUAUUUGUUGUUAUAGCGGCAACAGAAAUACAUCAUCUGUGAAAAUUUCAACUGUCUAGCUAUCACGGUUCAUGAGAUACAGCCUGGUGACAGACAGACGGACAGCGGAGUCUUAGUAAUAGGGUCCCGUUUUUACCCUUUGGGUACGGAACCCUAAAAACUGUUUAUAUUUUAUUAACGCACUCGUAACAAUAGUUUAGAAUUUUGACUUAGAAAUUAUAUUACCAUAUAAAUAUUAUACGGAAAUUCAUUAUCAAAUUAAGGCACAAUAAUGGUUAAAUCAAUGUUCUACUCUUCUCACGACACGUUGUCACUGUUAUGAUUUUAUAAAUAAUAUCAUCUAACUUAGUCGGGGUCACUCAGGGUCAAACUACGUUGGUGAUCACAACUGUUUACACACAUAGUUAUAAGUAUUGGUUUAACUUCGAUUGACGAAAAUUGCUUGGAAAUGAAGUAUAUUUAGUAGUAAUGAAGUAUAGUAAACUAUAUAUAUUUACAAUGGCGUUAAACGCGCUCUCAGCCUCAAUUAGCUAAUAAUCGUUUGUCUUUAUCUGUUAUUACGACUUAUCUGUUUGUAAGAAAAGGAUAAAACAAAGUACCUAACUAAUUGAGGCUAAUAAAGUUUUAUGAAUGAAGAGGGUUAGAAGAUGCAGCUUAAUUGUCAAACUUAGUCAAAGUUUAAGGAAGUGUGCGUAUUCAUCGUCUGAAGCUAAACCAAUAUAAGUUCUCAUAGUCGGUAGUUGCUCAUGAGUCCUAACGAUUUCAGAGCACGUAAUAUUGUUGAACUCUGAAGUAGUUAGACCUCACGAUCGGCUGAUUCCUUUAGACAUAUAACUUUAUAGUUUUAAAGGUGUGAUUAAAUAACGUACCGUGUGAAAUUAAAUGGUGUGAACGCAGUGUACACUCAGCGGCAGAUGUAUUUAAUCGGGCCAGAUGUUCAAAAUUCAAAAUCAUCUUUACACGCCCUUAUUUUCUGAACAAUAAAGUUCUGUAAAUGUUCAGAUUGUUUUGAACACCUCACCCGCUUAGACUUCUAAUAUACACCUAAAUUUGCAACCGUAUGAGAUGUACUAUGACUAUUGAAGUGCUUGUUUCAAUUUUCGGAUGUGUUUUGAAGACAGGAGCGUAUUUCAUAAACUAACUGUACCUAAACUUUAACGAAACGAGCUCAGAAAAGCACUGUUCAAGUAUAAUGUAUGCAACAAUUUAGUUGUUGAAAGAGUGAGCAAAUAUAUUGUGCUUUACAUAUUGUUAUUAUUAAUGUAAAGAGAAAUUAAAGAGACUUGAUUUAAA